ACAGGGAAAACUCACCUCCUGCAUGCAGCGUUUCAGUUUGUCGAAAUCAUUUUUUUAAGUUAGGUUAUAAUCGUAUGCAUCAAAUCAUACAAUUAAUUAUAAGCUAGUUUUUUAAGGAAAAAACUUAAAUUUAGUGAAUUUGCAGUGCGAAUAAAUUGAGAUUCCCGCAGACGAACACUUGGCGGAAACGAAAGUUACGUAUUGAAGUCGUGGCUUUAGUUCUCUAAGCUAAACAACCGCAAAGUGUGGAUAUAGCAUAUUCAAGCCCCUUCAGUAGUCGGAGCGAGUUUCUUCACUUAAGCUAGCUAUACUUUGCUUAAAUAACACUAACGAUAACAAACUAAGAAACUACUAGUUAAACUUCAUUAAGGUAUUAAAAAUACUAUAUUCGCUAAGAAAACCAGCGCAAAAACAACAGAAAAGUUUGCAGCAGCAACAGAAGAAGUAACGGCCUAAAAACGAUUUCAACAACUGCAACUAGUCCCCAGAAGAUCAUGGAGGAAGACGAGAGGGGAAAACUUUUUGUUGGCGGUCUUUCAUGGGAGACGACGCAAGAGAAUCUAUCGCGUUAUUUCUGCCGUUUCGGAGAAAUUAUUGAUUGUGUAGUAAUGAAGAACAACGAGAGCGGACGUUCCCGUGGUUUUGGUUUCGUUACAUUUGCAGAUCCUGCAAAUGUGAACCAUGUACUUCAAAGCGGUCCGCAUACACUUGACGGACGAACAAUCGACCCGAAACCAUGUAAUCCACGCACUCUUCAAAAACCUAAAAAGGGUGGCGGCUAUAAAGUUUUUCUUGGUGGUUUGCCGUCCAAUGUAACUGAGACGGAUUUGCGUACAUUCUUUGGACGCUAUGGCAAAGUGACUGAGGUUGUUAUCAUGUACGAUCAAGAAAAGAAAAAAUCCCGUGGUUUCGGCUUCUUAUCCUUUGAAGAGGAAUCUUCUGUGGAACAUGUCACCAAUGAACGGUACAUCAAUCUUAAUGGCAAACAGGUGGAAAUCAAAAAGGCGGAACCACGUGAUGGAUCGGGCGGUCAAAACGCUAAUAAUAGCAAUGUUAGUGGUGGCUAUGGAAAACUUGGCAAUGAAUGCAAUCAUUGGGGCCCCCAUCAUGCGCCUAUUAAUAUGAUGCAGGGUCAAAAUGGCCAAAUGGGAGGUCCACCACUUAACAUGCCAAUUGGAGCUCCAAAUAUGAUGCCUGGUUAUCAAGGUUGGGGAACUUCGCCACAACAACAAGGCUAUGGUUAUGGAAACAGCGGCCCUGGUUCAUACCAAGGUUGGGGUGCACCACCGGGACCACAGGGACCACCACCGCAAUGGUCGAACUAUGCAGCUGGUCCGCAACAAACACAAGGAUAUGGAGGUUAUGAUAUGUACAAUUCGACCUCAACUGGCGGACCAUCGGGUCCUUCAGGUGGUGGAAGCUGGAACUCUUGGAAUAUACCACCAAAUUCGGCUGGACCAACGGGAGCACCAGGCGCUGCUGCUGGAAGCGCUACUGAUAUGUAUUCACGCGCUCAAACAUGGGGUGCAGGUGGCCCCUCGACAACUGGUCCAGUAGGUGGCAUGCCGCGAACUGGCCCUGGUAACUCAGCGUCAAAAUCAGGCUCUGAAUAUGACUACGGCGGUUAUGGCUCUGGUUAUGAUUAUGACUACAGCAACUAUGGCAAGCAAGACGGCGGUGCUUCGAACUAUGGCGCCGGACCACGUUCAACGUAUGGAAAUGACAGUGCAACACAACCUCCAUACGCUGCCUCGCAGGCAGUUUAAGGCGCAUUAGUCUAGAUACACUUAACGCGUCCAAAUUGCAGCGUCCUCGCCGAAGUAGUGAACGUUGCCUUUCGGCCGUGUACAGUGAAACAAGAUUAAUUAUAAGCUUAGCGUCUAUUCAUUCAGUUCAGUUGUUGAAAUUAAUUACUAACUAUAUAUAUAUAUAUAUUACAUAAACAAAUACUAAAUAUAAAGUUUAUAUACAUACAUUACUUAUAUUGAGGAAAAAGGACAAAGAAAAACACAUAUGUGAAGGCAUAAAAAUAAAGCGAAGAGCAUUAGGCACUUAACAAAACAUACAUAAACACACUGCUACCAUCCAUUAUACACAGACAUUGACUAAAAUCGUAGCGUAAAAUUACAAGCAAAAAGUAAAUUCAUAAUUUGAAGAUAUUUAGCGAACAAAUCGUAAACUGUUCAUUAAUCUAGUAUAAAUUUGUUAGAAUGAAUCAACUGGUACAGCUAUAAGGAUAUAAGAUGAGACUGUAGGGGAAUGGGUAUAUGUAGUGGCGAUCUUAUUUUGAAUUAAUUAGGAGUUAUUUAUUUUUUGCAUGAAUUUGAUGAAUGAAUGCCCAAAAUAACUCGCUUUUAGGCACAAUACUACAAUAAUUUAGAUGGAUAUUUUUCGGGAAUACAUUUAUACUUAACGUGUUAUAAGUUGUACCUAAUCAUUUAAAUAAGCUAUUAGUGUAUAAGGAGUUGUUUUAUAUUUCGCUCCCCAGUAAUAUUUACUUUUAGUUCUCUAUGUUAGGACGUUUGUUAAACUGUAAAUUCGUUGCACAUCUGCACAUUUGCCGCAUUUAAAUACACUACAGUCUAACCUAGCUGGCAGUUCCAGUUGAUUUCUUUUAUUUCUUAAUCUCAAGAGAAUAGUAUUGUUGAACUACAUUAAAUUGGAUUUUGUGUGCAUAAAUUGUAUACACCAACACACAUCCACAUCCUUUUAUAAUUACACUUAUGGUUUGAUCUUUAGUUACAACUUAAAUUAUAAUAAUAAAAAUAGUAAAUUACAAUAAUAUUUAAAUUAUAUAUACAAACAUAUACAUUGCUAUAUCAAUUUUUGAAGUGUGUAAAUGAGUAAAAUUGAAUAGGUGAAAACGAAAUGUAAACACACACAUAUAUAUUCACUUUAUAUAUAACUAUGAAGAUAGAACAACAAGAAUUAUGUGUAGUAAUAGUGAAUUAAAGCGCCAAUAUAUAUAGAUGCAUAUACAUGUAUAUACAUAUAUUAUACAUACCUACAAACUUAGUUUACAUACAAUAAUUUAUCAAAAUUUUGAUGAAACAAGAGGACAAAAAAAGGAAAAAAGAACAAAAAUUACAUUUGAAGUUGAUAAGAGUAAAUAAACGGAAUGUUUUAAUUUAGAAAUAAUAUAUGUCAUCAAGUGUAUGAUGUGUAGUCUAUAUAUAGUUUAUAACUAUUACUACGAUAAUUACAAACGCAAUUUAAAUACGGUGUCCGCGAAAGUAAUACAAACUCUAAUAUAAAUAGUAGUGAACAUGCAAAAUGCCUGUACAUUUUUUCUUUUGGGGAAGUGCAGAUGACUUUGCUAAAAGUAUAGUUGUUUGAAAAAUAAGCUGCAUUUUUAUUUCAGUAAAAUUCAUAACGUCCUCGAUUUAAAAUUGCUACUAAACAUAAAUUUUUUCAAUGAAACUUUUUUCUUUCUAAGUUUAUUGCCGCGUUUCAUGUGAACUGUAAAUGCCUUUUUUAUGUUAGUUUCGCGACCCAGUUCCACUAAAUUCAAUAUGCUUACGAAUAAAGAUGUUACGAGGAUUAAGCUAAAUAAAAAAUAUACUGAUUCUAAUAUAUUUUAAACGGCAACAAAAUGGUGGUAGCUAGUGUUCACAAAUAUCACUGAUGCGAGCCUCAAACAAAUAAAAAAGCAAAAAUUAAACGCUAAUAGUAUAUUAUAACAAGAAAACCUGACGUAAUUAUUAAAUUAAAUAUAAAAAUACAAUAAAAAUAAAUUACUGUAAACACAAACAUACUUUAAAAGCCUACAUAACUAAAUUACAUUUAAAUGGAGAAUACAAGAAAACAAAAAGAAAAAAUACAAUUUAUUAUCUACCACAUACAUUUAAAUUUAUGUAAAAUUAAUCGUAACAUAAUGAUAACUAAUUUAACAAAACAAAAUAAGAUUACAUAUUUGAUAGAACGAAUGCUAAAUUACAAUUACAAAUGAAACAACUCUAAAUUUAAUGUACGCUAGUAUAAAAUUUUAACGUAAAACUAAAUUUAAAAAAAAAAAAAACAAAAACAAGCAACCACUUGAUGCAAAGUUAAAGUAAACGUAACGUAAAGUAAAAGAGGAUUAAACACAAAACCAACACACUGACUGUUAAUUGUAAAACAAUUUCUUUAAUGAUUAUGAUUUACUAUAAAUUUUAAAGUUUAAAUUUUAAUUGAAUAUAUAAAUAUAUACAUACAUAUAUAUUAAUAUAUACAUAUAUUUAAAUACAUGCAUACAUACUUAUUAUCAAAUAUCGUAACUAAAUGAAAUACUAUUUAACCAAACAUGAGUUUAAUGAAGCGGGAGGCAAGCAUAGGUAAUACAUAUGAGCCUUGAGGCAAAUCUUUGGUAUGUUAUAAUUGCAAUGUUAUGCUUUCGUAUUCAGUUAGCAAUAUUGACAGAUUAAACAAAAUAAAUUGAGGUGAAUUUCUGCUAAUAAAAUUUAAGUGCGUUUUAAGAUCAUUUUCUUUACAAGUUUUCACACAUAUACAUAUAUUAAGCUAGUAAUCAGGUGGAAACAAUAGCUAAUUACUACAAAAUGUCGAGAGUAAUAAUGUUUGGUAUGAAACAUGAGUUGCUUCAUUAUUCGGUACAAAUAAAUUCAAAAAGCGGAACGUUGUUGUACUUCAUAACUUAACCCAUUAUUGAAAGCGCGUGCACGUGACAUGAAGCAUAUGUAUUGGGGAUCAUUAACUAGAGUGAAAGCAGAGGAUUAAAAAUUAAUUUAAUUAACGGGAUUACAAAUUAAAAAAACGUUAAUGUAUUUUUUUUGCAUUAUUUGCAACUCUUUACUUUCAUAAUUCUCACAGUAUUUAUACGGCAGUGUAUUUUUAGAGAAUUUAUUUUUCAGAAAAUAGUUCAAGUAUCAAGUCGUUCAACGGUUUAUUCUUAUAAUUUUUAAUUUGCUUACAUUCACGAAAUAUAGAAAUUAAUAAAAUGUAUUUAGUACCGUAGCUGGUACUAACAAGUUGGAACUACAUUUCAAUAUACAUAAGUAUGUACAUAGCAUUAGCGGUAUUAGCGCUGCAUAAUUUGUUAUUUUAUACACAAAUAAGUACUAAAAUCUCUAUUAUACAUGAAUAAGAACUUUGCAUAAGAAAUGAAAUCCCUCUAAGAUAUAUACGUUUGUUUAAGAAAGAUUCUCUAUUACUUGUUUUGAACCAAAAAUAAACAUUAAUAUUGACACCCGCGUUAAAGCAGAAAUAACCAAACUUUUAGGUGAUAUUCAUAUACAUACACAUGCAUACUUACCGAUGAGCGUAUCCUGUACCGCUAUUUUGUACUUUUUAUAUCAUUGAGAAUUUGCUUACGAAACAAACCAACAACAAAUUUGACGACGAACGAAAUAAUAUAAUAGCGUUAGUAAUAGAAGUGUAUGAUUUUUUUCUAUUUCAAUUAAAAAUAUAAAUUAGGAUGGGGGGAGACAUUAGUUUAAAUACGAUUAAUAAAAAAGUUAGACGAAAUUACAAUUUCUAAGCAUUCGACAGUUUCUGAUUCAUUACAGUUUAUCAUACAUAUACUUAAUAACGAAUUGACUGAUUUACUAUUAAAAGUAAUAAGCAUAAGUGUUGUAAGAGAGUAGCAUGUACUACAAACGACAAGCUGUAUACAUUAGUAGUUACAAGAAUACAUAUAUAUAAAACAUACAGUUUUCAUUAUACGAAAUUCAUACAAAAUAGGUGUACCAAUAACAUAUAAUCACUGACUUGACAAGCAAAAACCAGCUACUUCAAUACGAAAAUACAUAGACUUAAGACAAAUUUGCAUAAUUCGGCGCUUGUGUGCAACUGUUUAAUCAUAAGUUCCACAUCUACAUUGCAGAAUACCAGCAAAGUGCUUGAUUAUUCAAAAUUUCAUUAUUUUUAUACAAUGAGUAGGGUACAUUAAGAUAGCUACGAAGUUUGUAACACCCAGGAAACGUUGGAGACCUUUAAGAUGUUUAUAUCAAUGAUGAGGAUGACCAGUUGUCCGUCUGUUUGUAUAUAAGCGUUCUUAAAUGUUAUUGAUGUGAAAUUUUGCAUACCUCCUCUUCUCUCCAAGAAGUCAUUUCUCUGAAACGCCAAAUCGGAAACCAUAUAUUAUAUAGCUACCAUACAAAGUGAACGAUCAAAAUAAAGUUUUCCCACGACAGUCGGGUCUAUGUAACCGAAUGGACCCGAAUCUUUAUUCGGCCAAGGAAUGUCGAACCGGCAACAUUCUUAUAAACAACAACGAUCAAAAUCAUGCUCUUCUAUGGACAAGUGUUUAUUUUGAUAAUACAUAUGUAUAUGUAUAUUCACGAAAUUUGUCAUGAAUUAUUGCCUAAAGCAACGUUACAUACAUACAACGUUAUACUGUCAUAUAAACUAAUCGAUCAAAAUUCAGUUUAUGUAUGGAAAACUUUUUCAUUUGAAAAUAUGUUUGUUACAAAAUUUGGCAAAGAUUGUUGUCCAAGACAGACAAUUUUCAGAUCGGACCACUAUAGCGUAUAGAUAUUGUUCAAAUUUUCAACGCUUCGGUGUAACGGAAGUUAACGGUUUUUCUCGUCUUUUUUUUUACAUUACACAGUAGAAGCAUGUAAUUAAAAAAAUAGGCCGGUAAUAAAAGCGUAUGACACUUUAUUAGUGAAUAUAAAACAUUUGAGGUACGAUUUUUAUGAAUAAAAAAUAAAGAUAUUAAUAAAAAUAUCCGUAUAAAAAAUAUUUGUGUAGAACUUGCUAAAGGCACAAAUAUAUACCUUAACACAUAGCUAUGAGUAUAAUUAAACUAAAAUAUAAAAGAGAAUUAAGUGUAAUCAAAACGAAGCAUUUCCCAAAAAAAAGAGAAAAACAAAUAAAAUAAUUAUAACCAGCAACAACAAAAACAAGCCCACUUAAAAGUUCAUAAUGUUUAAAAAUAAGAAAAAUAUCAGUUUGCAAAUUGUAAACCGUACAUAACAUAGAGAAACUGUAAAUUACAACAACCACAAAAAUCUCAAAAAAGUGAAGGUUAGCAAUUUAGUUUUUAAAAUUUAUUUCGUUUAGCAUGACAUAUAGCCAGCCAAGUGUUGAAGUGUCGCGUGGCUUCAAGAGAACAACAGAUGAUGUUUGACAACGAAGCGUUCGUUCCAUCUGUCCGUUUGUCGAUGUUAAAGCCGACGUAGCCGAAAUUGUUAGCCAAUGGGCUCGUUGUUAACGUUGCCAUUAACAUCGACUAUUCGCCUGCAAAAGAUUAAAAUAAAAGCCAAUUAAAAUAACAGUUAAGUGGAUAUAAGAUUGAUACCUAUUAUAAUAACAAUGCAAGCAUACAUAUACAUAAAUGUACUUAUAAAAUGGAACAACAUACUAUGAUAAUUCAUAUUCUCUUUUAAAUAAGAAUUUCGACAUUUUCGUACCAAAAUUAGUUAUUAAAAUUUUACAACAACAAAAUAUUUAAACACAACCAAUAUGAAUGAAAAUAGUGUUAAUGAUAAAAAACAAGUGCAGUUCGUAUGCUAGUAUCGGUAACAGUAAAACUGUUUGAAGGCAAUUUAGCAUAACUCAUUACAAUUUAAAAAUUAUGUACAUACAUACAUACAUACGCAUAUGUGUGUGUAUUUUUAAUCAUAUAAUCGCUGGAGAACAACACCCUUUAAAAAUGUUUAUUUAACGGCAUUUAUUCUUCGUAUUUGUUCGGCUUGAAGUACACAUACUCUUUUAAAAGUGAAUAUUAGCUUAAAACACCAACCCACUAAUUAUUUUGUGCGCAAACGAACACAGACAAGCGACUGCUUUUAAAAAAGAUUGAGCUAAUAUUUUUUAAUUUGGUUAUACAUUAUAGGUACAUAUGUUUUUGGAUAAUUAAGAGUUACUUCGUAUAUACAUACGUAGACACAUGUCAGUGAUUUAAGAUGAAUGUACGAAAUGUUUACAUAUGGUACAUAUCCAUAUUUACAAUUAACGCUAACGCUGAGGCUCAACAACCCACUUGCAUUAUUAAUGCCUUUUGGUAAUCUCCAUAACAGUUUUAUUAUGUGCUCAAUGUAGUUGUAUGUUUGUAUUAAAUGCAUAAUUUUCACUGAUUCCUUCUGCUAAGAAAUUCAAAGCCACUAUAUACUAAUAGUGCUGUCAUUCAAAAGGACUCAAAAUAACAAUUUGAAAGAGAAGCCUCUAAGGGUUCUAUUAUUCAGUUCGCAUACACAUAUACAUGUACAUUUAAAUUAACUAAUCUAUUAAUUUCACAACUCUCUUAAAAAAUUAAAUCAUUCAAGGUUGAAUUUUUUUAACUUACAAUUUUCGCACUAAAUAUUAAAUUUUAGUUAUUUAUUCCAAUUAUGGAAUUAAAAAUUUAAUUUUAUUAUUAAAUUAAAAAAUAAAAUUUUAAAUCGCAACAUCUUGGUUUGAAAUUUUUAGAAAUUUUUUUUUUAAUUUAAAGAUUCGAGUAACAAAUGAAAUAAUAAUUUUUCAAACUAAAAACUGAAAUAAAAACCUAUAUAUACCCUAUAAUAAAAAGCAAUCAAAUACAAAUUAGACAAAAAGAACAAAACUCAAUUGAUAUUUUAUGAAAAUCCGGUCUUAUUGAUCUUAAAAUUUAAAAUUAAAUUUUCGGAAUUAAAAAUAAAAAAAAUAAUUCAAGUUUUGAUUCAAUUUGUUUAAAGCAUUAUUUGCAACCCUUAUUAUCAUCAUUAUUAAUAUUGUCGUAAAAUUUUUUGAUAUUACAAACAUGCAGCUGGAUGUUAUUUUGUAUUAAAUUGUCAACACUUUCAUUCUUUUCAAGAAUUCACUGCUUUAAGAAAAUUUAAAAUUUAUUUUGCUACCCUCUUCUGCGAGUACUAAUCAACUUACUAAAUAUAAAUGCAGAAGAGUGUAAAGUAUUAGGAUAAAUACCGUUAAAUUUUUCCCCCAGCAAUGCACCCGCCGGUCUUAUAGCUAACUAUUUCACAUACUCAUAUAGCCAUCGAGAGUUGUUGUAUGUAUUAUGUAUGUGUAUAUCAAGCAACUUUAACAUCAAUUCAUCAUACAUUUAUAUAUUAUAGGUUAUAAUAUGGUAGUAACUUCAAAAGCAAAUAGAAAGUAACUCCAAAAAGUAUAUAUGCUUAUGCUAUAACGGUUUAACUCUGUUUUUAACGAAGUGUUAGUCACAGUUCGAUCUUCUUCUUCUUCAUCUGCUUACAUACAUACAUCGAUACAUUAAAUAUUUUUAGUUUGAAAAUUCGAAUUGUGUUUGUCAGUUGAUUACUUAUAAAUUGAAUUAUUUCUUAAUUAUAAUAUGAACACAGUGCCUAAGUAAUCAAAAUAUCUAUCAAGGACAUUGUUACUAAAUAUAAUAAUUGAAUUGUAAAAAGUUUUGACGUAAUAGGAAAAAAGAGUGUUAAAAAAUAAAAGCAACAAGUGGUAUGCAAAAACAAUUUUUUUUAUGAUUUAAAUCAUAAAUGAUGAAAAUGCGCUCUUUGAGUAUUAUAUAAUAAAUCCGUAAAUGAAUUCUGGUUACUUGAAAUGAUAUUGUUUAAUAAUGACAAAUGGCGGCAUCUGAAUAUGUAAUUGUUUAGCCACGAUGAGUAAUUAACGUUAGAAUUCAAGAAAAAGAAAAAUACAAUUAAAAAAAGUAGUAAAUAAUAUUCGCUGGCAUGUAUGUAUGUGUAACCUCACUAAACAUAUAGUUCUGUUGAUUACGUUUAAAGAAAAAAUACAAAAUAAACAACAUUAGACAACAUUAAAAAAUAGAAAAAAUAAAAUAAUAAUAACGGUAAAUAGAGUAUGUGAAACUGGUAAUGGUAAUAGUAAAAAUCAUAAAUACAUUACAAAUGAUUAUGUAUGUCAGUGUAUAGUUUAGUGAUUGAUUCGAUAUAAGCGUUUUUCAAUUUGUAAACCCCCAAGUCAGUUCGGAGAGUAAUAAGAAAUUACAACAACAACAACAGCAGUCACCGUAAAUUUUACAUAAGCGUUUUUUAAGAUUUGAAGUGCAAGAAAAACACAAAAUAGGAACAAUAAAUUCAAAACCAACCGACACGCUAUUCAAAACGACUGCAUGUAUAUACAUACUACCAUGCAUAAAUAGAUAUGUAUGUGUGUACAUGUUUACAACUAUAAGUAUGUAUCUUGUUACGUCUAAACCAAUGUAGUGAGACCAUAAUUUUUUGUAAGCGUUAAGCCACAAAUGUUUGAAGAAACUUUUUUAUUAAGUACACUUACAUACAUACAUACUUACAUACAUAUACAUAUAAAUUGUCUAUAAAGGACGUUUUCAUUUUAAAAUAUUCACAAAACAACUGUAUUUACGUACAUAUUAAUGUAGCAAUAUGAAUUUUGUUCUUUAAAAUAAAUAUAUACAAUACAUUUUCA
Bactrocera neohumeralis is the source of this 10275-nucleotide messenger RNA. RefSeq names its product heterogeneous nuclear ribonucleoprotein 27C (gene Hrb27C). The transcript has 4 exons. Lineage: Eukaryota; Metazoa; Arthropoda; Insecta; Diptera; Tephritidae. Gene Ontology annotation, molecular function: RNA binding. The record is from RefSeq and is a predicted model, not a curated record. Bases 495 to 1766 code for a protein of 423 amino acids.